AUGACCACCGCCGCUAUGUCAGACACAGACAGCAUUCUCUCCCGCACGUCAGGUGCCUCAAGCUCAGGCUGGAGCUCGUCGACCUCUCUGUCAACAUCGUCUACAUCCAGUAGCUCGAGUCGACGAACGCGGUCGUCCGGCCGAGGCGGUGUCGGCAACAUCAAGUUCAGCUCGAACGAGUGCCUCACGAUCGAUGAGACAGCUGAGCAUGAUGAUGAUGUAUCGACCGUCAAUGGCCGCGAAGCGCCCGCAGCCAAGCCCGACAGCACGUGCUCCACCGGAAGAAGCGGGGCGGGAAACAUCAUCUCUACCACAAUCAUGCGUAGAGCAAGCCGCGUAACCAAGCCGGGAGACCAUACACUCACCGCCGCCCUCGUUGCCGCGCAAGAGGAGACGCAUGCGAGGUACGAGCGUAUGCUCGUGAUUGAGAGCCGGGAGGCUGCUCGCCACACAAGGCAUACGUACGGAAGAGGCGGUGCGGGCAACUCUGCCUCCCUGACCAAACCGAAGGUGCCCAAACCGCCCAAGAUAGCGAAGACGCGCUCGAAGUCGCGACUCAUCAACUACGGAUCGCUGCGCGCCUCACGAGGCAACGCUGUAAAGCUCGAUACCCCGAUACCCGAGGAGCCCGAAAGCGUCGAGGCAACGAUUACGAUCAGCAAAAAGGACUUAGGCAAGAUGCGCAAAGCGUUUGCAAAGUCCCUUCUCGUCCUGCGCACUGCCUCGGCUGCCACGGCCUCGAAUCCCGCUACACCAUCUAUCGCUCCCCAGACCACUCCGCCGUCUUCAACUGUCAACAUCUCUUCGCCAUCGUCCCCUGAAUCAGCAUCGGACUCCAUAUCGACAUCCGCCAGUACCUCGCCUUCAAGUGUGCUCAUCACACCCAGUGGGGAUAUCGUACAGGAUGCGACUGCAGGCCGUGACGCUGCUACCAAAGCUGAUGACGGUGACCCAGGGGUGAUCAUGUUCCCGCCCGACGAAGACACGCUUUCCGACCAGCUCGUCGCGCUGCAGCUUCGCAAGAGCUGGAAUCCCCGCGCGAAGCGCGCCACGCUGCCCUGGAUGGGCAGCGAUGCGGAGUCGAUUUCGUGCGCGGACCUGGAGUGGAUGGAGGAGGAGUGGCCGGAAGAAACCGGCAGCGACGGUGAAGAUGUUGAUGAAGAGAACUACGAAGACGAGGAGGAUGAUAUCGUGAAGGUUGAUGACGGUGACGAGCUAGGGCCCCUUAACCUGAACGAGGUGAUGUACGCGCUACUCGAAGAGGCCAAGAGAGUGCAAGCUAUGUGA
Rhodofomes roseus is the source of this 1287-nucleotide messenger RNA. RefSeq lists its product as uncharacterized. Lineage: Eukaryota; Fungi; Basidiomycota; Agaricomycetes; Polyporales; Fomitopsidaceae. The transcript is spliced from 4 exons. Bases 1 to 1287 code for a protein of 428 amino acids. The record is from RefSeq and is a predicted model, not a curated record.